Molecule: messenger RNA, 1467 nt
Organism: Saccharomycodes ludwigii
Lineage: Eukaryota; Fungi; Ascomycota; Saccharomycetes; Saccharomycodales; Saccharomycodaceae
Gene: ARH1
Product: NADPH-adrenodoxin reductase
Exons: 1
Coding region: 1-1467 (488 amino acids)
Biological process (GO): ubiquinone biosynthetic process
Cellular component (GO): mitochondrion
Source: RefSeq, a predicted model, not a curated record
AUGAAAUCUAUAUCGAUUAUUGGGUCGGGUCCAAGUGGAUUUUAUACAGCCUAUCAUUUGUUAAAAAAAUCACCUAUUCCAUUAAACAUCACAUUAUGGGAAAAAUUUCCAGUGCCAUUUGGAUUAUCUAGAUACGGAGUAGCACCUGAUCAUCCAGAAGUAAAGAAUUGUGAAGAAACUUUUACACAGUUUGCUAAUGCGUACACAAUACCCUCUGGUAGCAACAAUUUAAUGCAUAAAUUCCAAUUUAUUGGAAAUGUUCAGAUCGAUUCAGAAAAAUUGUUUAAACUAAGAUCAAUACAAGAUUGUGUUAUUUUAAGUUACGGGUGCAACAAUGACAAGAAGUUGGGAAUUCCUGGUGAAAAUGAUACUUUAGGAGUAGUUAGCAGUAGACAAUUUGUAAAUUGGUAUAAUUCAUAUCCGGAAAAUGCCUGUGCUACACCUGAACAAUGGAAAGGGUCUGAUUUUUGGAAAAAUGUGAAAAAUGUUGCGAUAAUUGGGAACGGUAAUGUAGCUUUGGACAUAUGUAGAGUCUUAUUAACUUCAAAUAUCAAACAGUAUUGGCAAAAUACUGAUAUAAACCAAGCUAGUACGGAGGCGAUUAAACAUGUAUCAAAUGUUAAAAUUAUAGGUAGAAGAGGAUACGAGCAAAGCAAAUUUACUAACAAGGAAUUUAGAGAGUUAUGGGAGUUGGAAAAAUAUGGGAUAAAAGGGAAUAUAGAUUCUAAGUAUUUAUCGAAUGUGGAUGAAUCCAAAUUAGAUCGUGCGGGCACAAGAAGAUUAGAAAUGGUUAAGGAGUACAUGAAACCUUUUGACCAAAGAACCAAGAAAAACUACAAAAAAUUUAAACCACCCAGUACUUUCACUAAAUUUUGGGAAUUUGAUUACAUGAAAACACCAGUAAAAAUUAACAAAGAUGCUCGAAACAACAGAAUAUCUUCUAUAACUUUGGCCAUUAAUAAAGUAAACGAGAUGAACAAAUUCGUUAUUGAUAACUCUAAACCUUGUAUCGACUACCCAAUAGACUUUUUGAUUACUUCGCUAGGCUAUAAAGGUGUUAACAUUGAUGAACUAGGGUGUCAAAAGCAUUUAAAUAAUAUUAAGUUUGCAGGUGAUCAUUUAGCAACAAACAGAGAAGGUCAAGUUUUAUCAUCAGUGGACAAUAAACCAAUUCCAGGUCUAUUCGCCAGCGGAUGGAUCAAAACAGGUAGUAAGGGUGUUAUAGUUUCUACCAUGAUAGAUUCCUUUACAGUGGGUGAUGAAGUAAUCAAGUAUUUACAAUGUAGCGCUACCUCAAACCAGCAAGCAUCUAUAAUUGACUUACAAAAUACGGUACUAGAUUCCACUAACUAUAAACCUACAACCUGGUUUGAUUGGCUUAAGUUGGAUGCAUAUGAGAAAAAAUUGGGCAAUCCUAGACGCAAAAUUAUCAACAUUGCUGACAUGUUAAAGAUAAUAGGAAAGUAG